This is a messenger RNA of Capronia epimyces CBS 606.96, 2691 nucleotides long. RefSeq lists its product as uncharacterized. The record is from RefSeq and is a predicted model, not a curated record. Lineage: Eukaryota; Fungi; Ascomycota; Eurotiomycetes; Chaetothyriales; Herpotrichiellaceae. The coding region runs from base 1 to 2691 and encodes 896 amino acids. The transcript is spliced from 2 exons.
AUGCCUUUUGUCAGGUUAGGAGAGGCGUCGAAUCUCGAAGACAUUCGUCGGUACCUGGAACCGCAAGUCAGAAAGCUGGAUGCCGCCAGACUCUUGUCCUCGACGUUGACGGUCGAACAGGUUGUGGCAAAUCUUGUUACGCGGUCCAAAUCUCUCUUCUUGUGGGCCAAGUUGAUGAUGGCCUAUCUCCAGUCUCCGGUGCUCACGUUGAGAGCCCGAGUUGAAGCCCUCACAAACAUGGUACCGCUCGAAGGCCUGGAUGCUAUUUACGCCAGGAUCUUGGAUUGCAUCGACUCUCGCAUGUCAUCAGAACGUCUUUUCAUGACCAAGGUGCUUCAAUGGCUUGUCGUCCUUCAGCGGCCUUUGACCAUGACCGAGCUGCAGGCAGCCACUGCCAUUCGCGUCCAUGAAGUGACUUCACCCGAACUUGAUUAUCUCCCGAACUUUGGCUCAACGAUUGAGAUACUGUCGGGCGGCUUGAUUGAAGUCGCGACCAAUGACACCGUGGGAUUCGUUCAUCUGUCCGUGUCCGAGUACCUGUCUCGGGCGCGGCAAGCAUCAGCUUCCUCCCGUUUCUACUUCGACAUGGCAGAGGCACAACUCAGUUUGACCAGUCACUGCUUGUCUUAUCUCCUCUUCGAUAUCCCUAGAGGACCUCUUUCUGGCGUGCAUGGGACAGCAUUGGAAAAGCCUCUGGCGAAGACCCGAUACCCGUUCUUGCAAUAUGCGUGUUCUUCUUGGGCAAGCCACGCCAGCCAGGGGAUUGGUGCACUGCAAGCAUCCUCUAGCGCGUACGCACAUGAAGAGUUCGAAGGUCUAGUCAAACUCUUGGAUGAGCUUCUGCGGUCCAACGAGACAGUAAGGGCCUGGGUUGAAGCUUGCUAUGUCUUCCAGUGCCAUCCAACACUGGAACCACUGGCUAAGGCGCUGCAAGCGCUGGUCAGCUCGAGCUCCACAAUGAUGAAGUUGUUGGAGAGAUUUAUUAUGCUUGGCCGGGACAUUGCGAGCGUCAUCAACGACUGGGGCGACGUCCUUCAGUACGAGCUGAUUGAAAUCUGGGACUCGAACAUUGGACUGUUCUCUUCGACGACUUUUUUCAAACCUCAUGACAGUCGUUUGAUCGGGUUGGAUCAGACACGGUCCAUAUCACAGACAUGUCAGCAGCCGGUCCACAAUGACAAGAUUGUGGAGUUGUUGACCUGCUACAGUCCAGACUUUGAGAAGAUUGCCAUUCUCAGCAUCAUCCCUCCCAGCACGUACGUUGACGAAGCUCGUGGGUUCUAUGCCGUCGCAAGAGCUGGCCUGUUCCAUCGAUCGCCCUCGGAGGUGGCAAGGUUCGUGAAGGUGUACAGCCGUGGCUGGCGUGUCCGAUACCAGCUUCGGGAGACCAUCGGGCCCACCCACCUACUGGAAGAAUUGACGUGGUUGAUUCCAUGGGAGGAGAUGAUGUUUGCCAUUUACGAAUCCAUUUACCAUGGCCGGGCUGGAGACCUGCACUUCAAUGCUUCCAUCAAUAAAGACUUGAACAUGUGCUCGGUUCUCCACAUGGUCUUCCAAACUCGGCCAUCUGAUGCUGAAGCGGCAUCCGAUAGAGAUUGGUCGUGCCAGCGACUGGAUGUUGAUCUUGUCGAUCAAAGGGUUGCUGUUCAGGAGAGCAAGCUCUUCGCUGCAUCAGUCUUGGACGAUGUCAUAAGGCGGUCGCUCUUUAGUGAGAACGGAACCUACCUUGCCGUGAUCCACGAUGAUUACAUACGGAUUUUCGAAGACGGCAGCCCGGACAAAUCUUCCCUCGACUACAAACCGACCAUUACAAUUGCUGGUCGUUCUCAGCAGGGAUGCAUAUUCCACCCCGAUCUCCCUAUAAUCAGCGUGUCGAAUAGAGCGGGAACCUUCUUGAUAAGGGUAGAUCGACUCUGUACCCCGGCAUCAGAACGCGGACCGGACCGGAUCGACAUCAGCACCAAUCUGGCUCUACUCGUACCAUCCAAGUGGUUGCGCUGGGUUUUCCCUCCUGGGAUGCAAGACGUCAGUUUUUCGGCCUGCGGGCAGUAUCUGCUGGGCACGAACAGCCUCCAAGGAUCAGGACUGGUGGCGCGGCCCUACGAAAUCUCCCAGUUCUACAUCCCCACUCCAUCAGAAGCGUACAGAAAUCAUUCAGAGGCCGAGAUACUCGACGAGAUUGAUGCUUUUCUAGCUGACGCCGGUCUGGAUGUGGCAAAGGCUUCCGGCUCAGACGUGACCACGUCGAAGAAGCCCGAGGGCGUCAUGACCGCUGGCCGAGCCAUCCAUUAUCUGGUUGGCGAUGUUCCACAUGUGGCCGCCAUCCACUAUGAUUCGAGGCAAGGGAUACUGACCAUGGACGAUACCGACACCAUUAGCAGCAUCCGAUCCAGCAGAAUGCUCCGGCUUCCGCGGUCGAUGCGGGAUCUGAAGCACCAUUUUGCAGUUAGGAUGACUUCAUCCGACCUUGAGCCAAUCCAGAUUUACUUCAGCAAGGAUGUGGAGGACUUCUAUGACUUCAGGCACAGUAGCCAUGGGCCCAGAAGUAUUCCGACUCUUAUUGUGAGGUCUCGAAUGAGCAUCAUCACUCAAUCCUCUCAAUUUCUCCACGCCACACCGACAGAGUAUAACACGGGACCUGACACGGAGCCUGACACGAAGCUUGACACAGUGCAUUUCUCGCCGCCUUAA